AUGACCAGCCAACGAUCGCGAUCCGCUACACAACUGCGUGCCCUGUACGCUUCACGAAGAUCACGCAGCGUAUCGUUAGCAGAUGGGCCAGGAUUUCUUUACGCCUUCGUUGAAUACGGUCAUCGUUGGAAAAUCGGGAUGACCAACAGCUACAAUCGGCGGAAAGCCGAAUGGGAUCACCUCGCAUCCAGUGCACACAAUAGUUUCUACGAUAAGGUGGUAGGCGUCACAUCGAGAAAUUCAUCUUCCUUGGAAAACGGAGACGCAUUUGGCGAAGGAAGAUUCGGCCAGUGCUUGUGCGUGCUGGAUCUUCGUAAAGUGAUUAUGCGUAAAGCUCUCGAAUUGCCCGCAAACAAUCAAGAACUACUGGAGAUCUCAAGGCCCAUUGAAGAUUGUUGA
Molecule: messenger RNA, 399 nt
Organism: Lentinula edodes (shiitake mushroom)
Lineage: Eukaryota; Fungi; Basidiomycota; Agaricomycetes; Agaricales; Omphalotaceae
Exons: 4
Coding region: 1-399 (132 amino acids)
Source: RefSeq, a predicted model, not a curated record